AUGGAUUCCGCGCGGUCCCUGGCGGUGGAGCUCGUGUUGAGCCCAUUGCAUCGGAAUGGCGCGAAGUGUGGCAUCAGGAUCUUCCCCGGCUCUGCGUCGGAUGCCUGUAAGAGGAUGAUGUUCUUGGUGCACCCGGACAAGUGCUCGGACCGCCGCGCGAAUGACGCCUUCAUCGAGAUCAAGAGAAUCCAGGAGCUCACAUCCACCAUGAGUCCGCGCCAUACUCGCAUGACGCCCAGAUCCGGGCUGGAGGACCGUCUGUACCAAGCGCUGCGCGAGGCUGAGCGUGAGCGUGAGUCGAGGAUCGCCGCAGAGGUCAUCGCUUUCUGUGACGGCCUUCUACGUCGGCGCAAGCGCCUUGAUGUCUCUGUGUGCCAAGAAGCCUUGGCCAAGCUCCAGCAGCUCAACCUCGAUGACGCCAAACCCGAGGACGCUGAGUCGGCGCGGGAGUACCAAAUCACCUUUCAGAGGAGGCUCUCAAAGGCUCUUGCACCCCAGGAGACGGCCGAGACGGAGGAGCCGGCCGAGACGGAGGUCCAGGAGGAGACGGAGGAGCCGGCCGAGACGGAGGUCCAGGAGGAGACGGAGGAGCCGGCCGAGACGGAGGAGCCGGCCGAGACGGAGGUCCAGGAGGAGACGGAGGCCCGUGAGCCGACCGAGACGGAGGUCCAGGAGGAGACGGAGGUGCAGGAGGAGACGGAGCCGGCCGAGGAGGAUGAGCCUAAGGAGCCGGCCGAGGAGGCCGAGGUGGAUGAGGCCCAUGAGCCGCUUCAGGAGCCUGAGGAGCCGGCCGAGACGGUGGAGACGGAGGAGCCGGUUCAGGAGCCUAAGGAGCCGGCCGAGGAGGCCGAGGUGGAGGCCCAUGAGCCUCCAGUGGAUGAGGCCGAGGAUGAGGCCGAGGUGGAUGAGCCUAAGGAGCCGGUCGAGGUGGAUGAGGCCGAGGAAAAGGAGCCGGCCGAGGCCCCCGUUCAGGAAAAGGAGCCGGCCGAGAUGGUGAAGGAGGAGGAGGUAGAGGAGGUAGAGGAGGUGGAGCUCCCGACACCGGCCCAACUGGGGCACUACACGCAGUUCAACGAGCAGUUUUCCGAGCCUCCCGAGGACACAAAAAAGCUACAAGGCUACCGCCUUGUUUGGGAGCGGACGGACGUGGUCACCAUCAACCACGCUCUGCACCUCGACGCCGUGCGGCGAUGCCCCGACCACAGCCUCUUUGAUGUGCUGAUCAGCCUGCUCAAGCGCUCUGUGAAUGUGGACCAGGACGGCAUUGGCUGGAUUCCCGUGCUCCUGCGCCCAGGCCGCACCGCUCCUGGGCUGAAGGGGCGGAUCUUCUCCGGCAUCGGUCGGGUGCCCGUAGAGGAGGCGCCUGCCAAAAAACGCAAAGGCAGUGAGGGCGCCGUGGAUUCCGCUCGGGUAGAGUUCAUGAAGCUGCUGCCGCCGGAGAUUCGCAAGGAGAUAGAGAUGGGGGUCCCAGACUUGCUUGUGGGGCGCUCCGCAUUUGCCUUCAGCAAGUUGGUCCGCUACAUUGCGCGGAACCGCCUUGGAUCCGUCGAGCUGGACAUCAAGAACUCAUUCUUCCAGCUCUUGAACCGACAGAAGCCGCUGCCGCCCAUCAUGGCGGAGUACCUGGACCACCGUGAGGAGAAGCUCGCACAGAUCGGCCGCGUGCUCUUCCACAAGCUGCCCGAAACCCGCCGGCGCAGCGUGGCGAAGGAGCUGAUGAUCGCCCUGGGCUUUGGGGGUGGUUUCGCCAACUGGACGAGCAAGGUGCUGCAGGACAUACCCUUGGCUUCGGAUGAGGGGGAGCGCGGCGAAGUGGCUGCUUGGCUCUACGGCUUCGAGGCGGCGGCACGCCGCUACCACGUGGACGUUUUUGAGCUGCUGCCACAGAGGGCCAAGGACUGGCACAUGGAGCAGGGCCGCUCCACUGCCUCGGGGGCCUUCGCCCUGUACGCCCACCACGAGAGGUUGCAGAUGGAGAAGAUGGCGGUGGCAGCGGGCAGGGCCUUCAACGACCACCAGCAUGACGGCAUCGGGGCCCUCCGCUCCGCGAGCGAGGCCGUGAAGCGAGCCAUGGAUGUCGAGGUGGCCGUGCACGAGCUGGAGGACCCGUGGAAAUACGCGGCGGCGAAGUACCCCAACUUGGAUUGGAGACUCAAGUCGACGGAGUUCUCCGGGUACCACCAACUGCUCCAGCGCUGCAGGAAGCACGUCAUGCUUGGACGGGCGAGGGCAAACACCGUGGACUUUGCGAAGCUGGCGGCGGCGCAGCUGGCCCCGGUCGUACACGUUCCGGUGGAGGGGGGUGAGAGGAGGACCACCUAUGAAAGCUUCGAGAAGGGAGGCUUCUGGCUGGUGCGAAACCGGGACGACUUGGGCCAGACCGUGGAAGACCUGAUGAAGAAGAUGUGUUGCCCGGUCUUCGAGACAGUCGAUGAGAACUACGCGCCGCCAGAGCCCCUCAACGACAACGCCUUCUUCUCCGGUCUGUCCUCGUCCGUUCUGGGGCGUCUGGCAGGCCCGCAGAUGCCGACCCUCGACGGCGACGAGACACGGUUCAAAAUCCUCUUUAGCGACGGCAUGCUCUACGAUUUCAAGGAGCGUGUCCUCCGAACACCGAUCCCCGCCGACCGCAUGGGCUUCCGCACACAGGCGACCUCAGAGAUGUGGCAGCCGAGCAAGCCGACCAGGCUCUUCGAGCACAUCCUGGCGUUCUUGAAGGAGUAUGUGGAGACGGAGGUGUCUCUGCUCGAGGCCAGCGAGAGUGGCAACCGGGUCAUCGAGUGCUUCGAGGAAUUGGAGAAGGACGGGUGCGAGAUCCUCCGCUACAUGAAGGUGUACGGGGACUGGAACUCCGUCCUGUACGAGCUGCGUCUCAUGACCAGGGCCAUCUCCGCGACGCCGCGGUUCUGCGAGAUGUACUACCUGUGGGGAAGCCAGGAUUCCGGGAAGGACACCAAGAUCAAGAUGUUGCACGCUUUCUUUGGUCACGGCGAGAACAACUACGGGGUGCAGCUUCCGGGAAACUAUGUGGUGCAGCAGACUCGCUACCUGACCGCGAAGGACGCAGCCACGCCUUACCAUGCAAGGACUCUAGGCAAGCGGCUGGCCUGGGCCAGUGAAGUCCCCGAGCACUACUCGUUGGCGGAUGACUUCAUCAAGCCCUUUUGUGACAUGGAAGGUGCGCCAGUCUGCAGCAGGAAGCUCAACAAGGGUCCCCGGGACUUCAUGCCUACGGCUUUGCUGGUGGCAACAAGCAAUUCCCCUCCCCGUGUGACUCGACCGGAUGGGAUGCUGCGGCGGCUUCGAGUCUGCCAGACAACGGUCAAGUUCACCUUGAAGCCGUCCAAGGCCACCGAGGAGCAAGCCGUGGAUGGCCUCAAGACCCGGAUAAACCAUGGAGAGUUCAGCAAGUACUUGUUCUUCUUCGCGGCAAAUCUGGUGGACACCUUGGAGAUGGAGUACAACCCAGGCACCGAGAUCAAGCCGCAGCCAGAGGACAUGAAGAUGAGCGCCAUGGACCUGGUCCCAUCCGUAGACAAGGACGAGGGGCCCAACGCCGAGGCCUUCGUGGCAGAGAUGUGUGAGCUGGUGCCCUUCAAGCAAGCGAGCCUCCACACGGACCUGACGAUGGCGCUGAAGGCCUACCUCAACCUGGACACCUUGGGCGCGGCCAAGACCGAGAUCUCGAAGUUGGGAAUCAAGGGGAAAUCCUACGGCCCGCGGUACAUCUCCGUCUUCAAACAGAACGAGAACAUGAUGGGUGUGAAGCUCCGAUUGGCAUCGGCAAGUAGCUCUUAG
This is a messenger RNA of Effrenium voratum, 3798 nucleotides long. NCBI's taxonomy places the organism in Eukaryota, Dinophyceae, Suessiales, Symbiodiniaceae. The record is from the annotation of a GenBank genome assembly.